UAUAAACAAAAUAUUUUUUUACCAUCUAAAGAUGAGAAAAAAUUUUAUUUUUUAAAUAAAAAAUGUAUUUUUAAUAUAGCGAAAAAAUAUUAUAUUGUGCCAAAGUAACUUUCGUUAAUUAAAAAUCCAAAUUAUUUUAUAACCUUGCCUUAGUAUUACAUCAGUAUCACAUUUGCAUGAAACUUUUACGCUUUCGACAGCAUUUCUUGAACAUACACAAAAUGAGUAUUUUUACACAAAAUAUAAAUCCUAUAACUAGAAUAACAACAUGGGAAGAAAGAGAUCCAGAUUAUGAUUAUUAUCAGGAAAUAGCAAGAUCUGCAUUUGCUGAUAUGUUACAUGAUCAUGAAAGAAAUCGAAAGUAUUAUCUUGGGUUAAAAGCUGCAAUCAAUAAAAAACAUAAAGCAGGUGAAGAAGCAAAUGUUUUGGAUAUUGGAACUGGCACAGGUUUAUUAUCAAUGAUGGCUGCUCAAUUAGGAGCUGACAGCAUUGCUGCUUGCGAAACAUUUAAGCCAAUUGCAGAGUGUGCUAAAAAAAUUAUUGAGAAAAAUGGUUUUGCAGACAAAAUUAAGUUAAUUUAUAAAAGAUCUACUAAAUUAACAGUAGGAGAAAAUGGAGAUUUAUUAAAAAAAGCGAAUAUUUUAGUUACUGAAGUUUUUGAUACAGAAUUAAUUGGAGAAGGUGCACUAUCAACUUUUAAACAUGCUCAAGAAUGUCUUCUUGAGAAAAACUGUAUUGUUGUGCCAAGUAGUGGAACAGUUUGGGUUCAAGUAGUAGAUAGUUCUGUGGUAAAAGGAUGGAAUAGAAUCAAUCCAAUAACACAUACAAAUAGUAAAAGUAUUAUACUUGAUAUCCCAGAUAAUACAAAAGUUUGCUCUGGUGCAUCUUCAGUACAUGAUAUACAGCUUUCACAAUUGCCAAAGGAUUCUUUUACCUCAUUAACAGAACCAGUGCCUAUUUUCAAGUUUGACUGGACUGGAAAAAUUCCUUUAAUUUUCAAUGAAAAUGUUAUUAUACCUGUAAAACCUAUUGCUGAGGGAAUAGCACAUGCUGUUUUUAUGUGGUGGGAUUUGAAUAUGGAUAUGGAUGGAGAUAUUUUAUUAAGUUGUGCACCAGUCUGGGCUCAUCCAGAUAUACAAUCGAACAUAAAAAAGGAUCAAUGUUUUAGAAAAUUAGCCGAUGAGAUUCCUUGGAGAGAUCAUUGGAUGCAAGCUAUUUAUUACCUUCCUAACGAUUUACAUGUUUCUCUGGGAACAGAACUUUUUUUAUCUUGUUCACACGAUGAGUAUUCAUUUUGGUUUUCUCUGGAUCAUACAUACAGAAACGAAAUUGACAAUUUUAAAAGACCGAUAUGUGAAUGUUUUGUGCAUUUAGCUUUUUCAAGAACGCGUAUUGGUCAGUGGAACGAUCUGAGUAGGAAUAAGAAAUUUUUAGAAGCAUUAUCCAAAAACGUUUCGACAGAUACAGUUGCUUUAUGUCUUACUGACUCGUCACUUCUCGGUCUUUCAAUUGCGAAAAUGGGAAUAAAAAAGUUGUAUUUGUUUGAAACAAACUCGUUAUCACGAAAAACAAUGGAAAUGUUUAUAGAAAAAAAUAAUUUAGCUAAUUCUGUCACAAUUGUUGAUUCAUUAGACAAUUUACCAUCAAACAAUGAAGUUUCGCUUUUAUUGGCGGAGCCUUAUUAUGUAACUUCAAUUCUUCCAUGGGAUAAUCUACAUUUUUGGUACCUCGCGUCGAGGUAUUCACGAAAGAUUUCUCGAAUACCUCAAAGAGCUACUAUUAAAGGUGUAGCAAUGGAAUUCAAAGACUUACAUAAAAUAAGAGCACCUUUAAAUGUGUGUGAAGGUUUUGAUAUGACAAUUUUUGAUGAUUUGGUACAGUCUUCCAGUAACAAAACUGAUAGUUCUGUAGAAGCUCAACCAUUAUGGGAAUAUCCUGGUAUAGCUCUUACUUUGCCUUUUACAAUUGCGAAUUUGGAUUUCAGUGAAGAUGUCAGAAAACUAGCACGAGUUAAAUUGUCCGAAAAAAUUCCAUUUCUUGUUAACGGAUCUUGCAAUGGAAUUGCUAUAUGGAUCGAUUGGCAUUUAGAUGAUGAUAUAACAAUAACGUCUGGACCUGUACUAGAAGUCAUUCCUGGUUCCAGAGUAUCAUGGGACCUAUAUACAAGACAAGGUGUUCAUUUGCCUUACAAAAUCACACAAGUAACAAAUCAAAAUUUACUUAUACAUAAAUUUGAUUUUGAUCCUAGAGAAGGAACUGUACAAUUUCAGUUUGAAUUACAUUAAAAAUAAUAAUACUGUAUAUUUAGAAAUAAAAACAAGAAUUUCAAGAAAGAAACAAU
This is a messenger RNA of Phymastichus coffea, 2341 nucleotides long. It is a transcript of the gene Art7, whose product is annotated as protein arginine N-methyltransferase 7. Gene Ontology annotation, molecular function: protein-arginine omega-N monomethyltransferase activity. The record is from RefSeq and is a predicted model, not a curated record. The coding region runs from base 177 to 2285 and encodes 702 amino acids. The transcript is spliced from 10 exons. Gene Ontology annotation, biological process: peptidyl-arginine methylation. NCBI's taxonomy places the organism in Eukaryota, Metazoa, Arthropoda, Insecta, Hymenoptera, Eulophidae.